AUGUCGCAUCUCACUGGAUUCUACCGUGUCGCCACUUCAAAUCAUUACCUUGCUUUUGAUGAUCAAAGCGAGGUAUAUGUCAAGCAAACCAAGCCCUCGACUAGGAUGCGACCUAAUAAGGAGUUCUGGCUGAGCAUUGACGAUGGUCAGCUUGGCAAAUAUGGUAACCCCAAACAGCUCAAGGCAACGAUUCAAGGAAAGCAGUACCGUCUCUGGGUCGAACCUCGAGGACCCUCCAAAUACGGAAUCAUCCCAACCAACAACGCAGGAGACUAUUCCAACCAAUUCCUUUCGAUCGAUUCAAAGGGAAUCUUGUCCAUCUCGGACGAUUGGCUCGCUGAUGAAGAGUUUAUGGUCGAGACCGAUUGA
Molecule: messenger RNA, 369 nt
Organism: Sporisorium graminicola
Lineage: Eukaryota; Fungi; Basidiomycota; Ustilaginomycetes; Ustilaginales; Ustilaginaceae
Exons: 3
Coding region: 1-369 (122 amino acids)
Source: RefSeq, a predicted model, not a curated record